GAGGUGUUUUCUAGUGCAAGAUGGCGUCCGCUGGAGUUGGGGUCUCAGCGCCUGAGGAUGGAGGCGAAGGGGAGGCCACCCCACCCGCUGUUCCGGAGCCGAUGGCUGGGGAACCUGCGGGGCCAACUGAACAGGGAACAGGGGACUCGGAGACCGGGGGUGAUGCAUCUCUAGCUGAUGUCACUGCUACCCUGGAAACAGAAUCAUCCAGUGGAAAGGAUGCCUUGGAAGGUGUGGGCGAUGGUUCAGAAGUCAUGGAUAAUCAAGCUAGUUCUGUGGACGAGGAUAAUGGAAGACAACUUGGAGAGAUUGAACUGCAGUGUGGAAUUUGCACCAAGUGGUUCACUGCAGAAACAUUUGGCAUUGAUACCACAUCCUGCCUUCCUUUUAUGACGAACUACAGUUUCCAUUGCAACAUUUGCCAUCACAGUGGGAACACAUACUUCUUAAGAAAACAAGCAAAUUUGAAAGAAAUGUGUCUUAGUGCCUUGGCGAAUCUGACUUGGCAAUCAAGGACGCAAGACGAACAUCCCAAAACCAUGUUCUCAAAAGACAAGGAUAUUAUACCCUUUAUUGAUAAGUACUGGGAAUGUAUGACAACACGGCAAAGACCAGGAAAAAUGACUUGGCCAAACAAUAUUGUUAAAACUAUGUGUAAAGAAAGAGAUGUGUUUUUGGUGAAAGAGCAUCCAGAUCCAGGUAGCAAAGAUCCAGAAGAAGAUUACCCCAAAUUUGGACUCUUAGACCAGGACCUUGCUAAUAUUGGUCCUGCAUAUGAUAACCAAAAACAGAGUAAUACUGUAUCUACUAGUGGAAAUCUAAAUGGUGGAGCCUCUUUGGGAGGGAGUCUUGUGCCAGGAACUAGUGGGAAAGGAAGAGGGGCCAAACGUAAGCAGCAAGAAGGAGGAACUACAGGAACAGCCAAGAAAACUAGGAGUGAUCCUUUGUUCUCCGCUCAGCGUCUUCCACCGCAUGGCUAUCCAUUGGAGCACCCUUUUAAUAAGGAUGGGUAUCGUUACAUUUUGGCAGAACCAGACCCCCAUGCUCCUGACCCAGAGAAGUUGGAGCUAGACUGCUGGGCAGGAAAGCCUAUCCCUGGAGAUCUCUACAGAGCCUGCCUCUAUGAACGGGUCCUUCUAGCUCUGCAUGACCGAGCUCCUCAGUUGAAGAUCUCAGAUGACAGGCUGACAGUCAUUGGAGAAAAAGGGUACUCGAUGGUACGAGCCUCACAUGGGGUGCGAAAGGGGGCCUGGUAUUUUGAAAUAUCCGUGGAUGAGAUGCCACCCGAAACAGCUGCCAGACUUGGGUGGUCUCAGCCUUUAGGAAACCUUCAAGCACCUCUUGGUUAUGACAAAUUCAGUUAUUCCUGGCGCAGCAAGAAAGGGACAAAGUUCCACCAGUCCAUCGGUAAACACUAUUCGUCAGGUUAUGGCCAGGGGGACGUGCUUGGCUUUUAUAUCAGCCUUCCUGAAGACACAGAAACAGCUAAAUCCCUGCCAGAUACUUACAAAGACAAGGCUUUGAUCAAGUUCAAAAGCUACUUGUACUUUGAAGAGAAGGACUUUGUGGACAAAGCUGAGAAAAGUUUAAAGCAAGCUCUGGGAAGCCAAAUAAUCUUCUAUAAGAAUGGUACCAGUCAAGGAGUUGCAUACAGAGAUAUUUUUGAAGGUGUUUAUUUCCCUGCAGUAUCUCUGUACAAAGGCUGCACGGUUUCUAUUAACUUCGGGCCCUAUUUCAAAUACCCGCCAAGAGAUAUUAGUUAUCGCCCGGUCAGUGACAUGGGCUGGGUGGCUGUAGUAGAGCACACACUGGCAGACGUCCUGUAUCACGUAGAAACAGAAGUUGACGGAAGGCGCAGUCCACCUUGGGAGCCUUAAAAGAUGCGAUGUAUUUAUUUUUUAUUUUUUACAAAAA
Molecule: messenger RNA, 1914 nt
Organism: Pseudonaja textilis
Lineage: Eukaryota; Metazoa; Chordata; Lepidosauria; Squamata; Elapidae
Gene: ASH2L
Product: ASH2 like, histone lysine methyltransferase complex subunit
Cellular component (GO): Set1C/COMPASS complex
Molecular function (GO): protein binding; transcription cis-regulatory region binding
Source: RefSeq, a predicted model, not a curated record